AUGAAUUCAACACGAGAAAAUUUUCGUGCAAUGAUUUGUUAUGACUUUCGAUGUCAUUUAAGUCAACAAGAAAGUUAUGAUAGACUACGAUUGGCCUUUCACGAUGAAGCCCCAUCUCGUGCGACUGUUUACAACUGGUUUAAUGAGUUUAAACGUGGUCGCACUAAUCUCACUGAUGAUUUACGUGAGCGACGGCCUUCUACGGCGACGACUGAAGAUAACAUCUGUGUUGUGCGGCGUAUGAUAGAGACUGACAAAAGAGUGACCUAUCAGCAGAUUCGGACAAGCUUAGGCAUCGGUAUGAGUCAAGUGCACAAAAUCCUCCACGAACAUUUAGCGGUCAGGAAGCUUUGCGCCCGGUGGAUACCUCAUAAUAUGACUGAGGCUCAAAAACUCCAUCGUGUGGAUUGGUGCCGUAAAAUGAUUGAAAGAUUUAACGGAGGUGACUCAAAUGCUGUGUUCGACAUACUAACAGGUGACGAAAGCUGGAUUUACUGUUAUGAUCCUGAAACCAAAAGACAAUCUGCUCAGUGGGUGUUUCCUUUCGAGGAGUUGCCAACUAAAGUGAAGAGAGAUCGAAGUGCGGGAAAAAUAAUGGUGGCCUCGUUCUUUGGAAGGAUAGGUCAUUUCGCAACAAUUGUGUUAGAGGAUCAAAAAACAGUUUCUGCAGAAUGGUACACUACCAAUUGUUUGCCACUUGUCUUGGAAAAAGUUCGAGAGAAACGACCUCGCAGUAGGAUCCUCCUUCACCACGACAACGCCUCGUCGCAAACCGCCAAGCGAACGAUCGACUAUUUGGCGACAUCAAACGUUGAAUUAUUGGGUCAGCCGCCGUAUAGCCCCGACCUCGCGCCUUGUGAUUUUUAUUUAUUUUCAAAAAUUAAAGAAAAACUUAAAGGAAAGCGGUUUACGAAUGCUGAAGAAGCGGUGGCUGCGUAUCGCGAUGCCAUUGAAGAGACCCCUAAGGACGAGUGGGCAAAGUGCUUUUCCCAGUGGUUCCAUCGCAUGCAGCGGUGUAUUGACGUGAAUGGACAAUAUUUUGAAAAGAUAUAA
Molecule: messenger RNA, 1053 nt
Organism: Hyposmocoma kahamanoa
Lineage: Eukaryota; Metazoa; Arthropoda; Insecta; Lepidoptera; Cosmopterigidae
Product: histone-lysine N-methyltransferase SETMAR-like
Exons: 1
Coding region: 1-1053 (350 amino acids)
Molecular function (GO): nucleic acid binding
Source: RefSeq, a predicted model, not a curated record